CUUCCCAGCUUGCCUCCAGGAGCUAGGACUGCAGAGGGGCCAAUCAUGGUGGGCCCAGGACCCCUGGCUAUCUCACUGUUCCUGCCUAGCCUCACCCUGCUGGUGUCCCACCUCUGCAGCUCUCAGGAUAUCUCCAGUGAGCCCAACAGUGAGCUGCUGUGCACCCGGAGGGAGCACCCCAUCGUGGCCUUCGAAGAUCUGAAGCCAUGGGUAUCUAACUUCACCUACCCUGGAGCCCGAGAUUUCUCCCAGCUCGCUCUGGAUCCCUCCAGGAACCAGCUUAUCGUGGGAGCCAGGAACUACCUCUUCAGACUCAGCCUUGCCAAUGUCUCCCUCCUUCAGGCCACAGAGUGGGCCUCCAAUGAGGACACGCGUCGCUCGUGCCAGAGCAAAGGGAAGACUGAGGAAGAGUGUCAGAACUAUGUGCGAGUGUUGAUUGUCGCCGGCCGGAAGGUGUUUAUGUGUGGCACCAAUGCCUUUUCCCCAGUGUGCUCCAGCAGACAGGUGGGGAACCUCAGCCGGACCAUCGAGAAGAUCAAUGGUGUGGCUCGCUGUCCCUACGACCCGAGACACAACUCCACAGCUGUCAUCUCCUCCCAAGGGGAGCUUUAUGCAGCCACGGUCAUUGACUUCUCAGGUCGGGACCCUGCCAUCUAUCGUAGCCUGGGCAGUGGGCCACCACUCCGCACUGCCCAGUAUAAUUCCAAGUGGCUCAAUGAGCCAAACUUUGUGGCAGCCUAUGACAUCGGGCUGUUUGCAUACUUCUUCCUGCGGGAGAACGCGGUGGAGCAUGACUGUGGGCGCACUGUGUACUCUCGGGUGGCCCGCGUGUGCAAGAAUGAUGUGGGAGGCCGCUUCCUGCUGGAGGACACAUGGACCACUUUCAUGAAGGCUCGACUCAACUGCUCCCGCCCUGGCGAGGUCCCUUUCUACUACAAUGAGCUGCAGAGUGCCUUCCACCUGCCUGAGCAGGACCUCAUCUAUGGUGUCUUCACCACCAACGUAAAUAGCAUUGCCGCUUCAGCUGUCUGCGCCUUCAACCUCAGUGCCAUCUCCCAGGCUUUCAACGGCCCAUUUCGUUACCAGGAGAAUCCCAGGGCCACCUGGCUCCCCAUCGCCAACCCCAUCCCCAAUUUCCAGUGCGGCACCCUGCCCGAGACCGGCCCCAACGAGAACCUGACGGAGCGCAGCCUGCAGGAUGCGCAGCGCCUGUUCCUGAUGAGCGAGGCCGUGCAGCCGGUGACCCCCGAGCCGUGCGUCACGCAGGACAGCGUGCGCUUCUCACACCUGGUGGUGGACCUGGUGCAGGCCAAGGACACGCUCUACCACGUGCUCUACAUCGGCACGGAAUCCGGCACUAUCCUAAAGGCGCUGUCCACCGCCAGCCGCCACCUCCGCGGCUGCUACCUGGAGGAGCUGCACGUGCUGCCGCCCGCGCGCCGCGAGCCCCUGCGCAGCCUGCGCAUCCUGCACAGCGCGCGUGCGCUCUUCGUGGGGCUCAGCGACGGCGUCCUGCGCGUCCCGCUGGAGAGGUGCGCCGCCUACCGCAGCCAGGGGACAUGCCUAGGGGCACGAGAUCCAUACUGCGGCUGGGAUGGGAAGCAGCAGCGUUGCAGCACACUUGAGGACAGUACCAACAUGAGCCUCUGGACCCAGAACAUCACAGCCUGUCCUGUUCGGAAUGUGACCCAGGAUGGAGGCUUUGGCCCAUGGUCCUCAUGGCAACCAUGUGAGCACUUAGAUGGAGACAAUUCAGGCUCUUGUCUAUGCCGAGCCCGAUCCUGUGACUCUCCCCGGCCCCGCUGUGGGGGCCUGGAGUGCCUGGGGCCAGCCAUCCACAUCGCCAACUGCUCCAGGAAUGGGGCGUGGACCUCGUGGUCAUCGUGGGCACAGUGCAGUACAUCCUGUGGGAUUGGCUUCCAGGUCCGCCAGCGAAGCUGCAGUAACCCUGUGCCCCGCCACGGGGGCCGCAUCUGCGUGGGCAAGAGCAGGGAGGAGCGGUUCUGCAAUGAGAACACGCCUUGCCCGGUGCCCAUCUUCUGGGCCACGUGGGGUUCCUGGAGCAAGUGCAGCAGCAACUGUGGGGGUGGCGUGCAAUCGCGGCGUCGGGCGUGUGAGAAUGGCAACUCGUGCCCGGGCUGCGGCGUGGAGUUCAAGACGUGCAACCCCGAGGGCUGCCCCGAGGUGCGGCGCAACACGCCCUGGACCCCGUGGCUGCCGGUGAACGUGACGCGGGGCGGCGCGCGGCAGGAGCAGCGCUUCCGCUUCACCUGCCGCGCGCCCCUGCCCGACCCCCACGGCCUGCAGUUUGGAAAGAGGAGGACUGAGACCCGAACCUGCCCGCCCGAUGGCUCCGGAGCCUGCGACACCGAUGGCCUGGUGGAGGAUCUCCUGCGCAGCGGGAACACCUCCCCGCACACGCUGAGCGGAGGCUGGGCCGCCUGGGGUCCCUGGUCGGCCUGCUCCCGGGACUGCGAACUGGGCUUCCGCGUCCGCAAGAGAACGUGCACCAACCCCGAGCCCCGAAACGGGGGUUUGCCCUGCGUGGGCGACGCUGCUGACUACCAGGACUGCAACCCCCAGGCCUGCCCAGUGCGGGGUGCUUGGUCCUGCUGGACCGCGUGGUCCCAGUGCUCAGCCUCCUGCGGUGGGGGCCACUAUCAACGCACACGUUCCUGCACCAGCCCGGCGCCCUCCCCAGGUGAGGACAUCUGUCUGGGGCUGCACACGGAGGAAGCAUUAUGUGCCACACAGGCCUGCCCAGAAGGCUGGUCACCGUGGUCUGAGUGGGGUGUCUGCACUGAGGAUGGAACCCAAAGCCGGAGCCGGCACUGUGAAGAGCUGGUCCCAGGACCCGGGGCCUGUGCUGGCAACAGCAGCCAGAGCCGCCCCUGCCCAUACAGUGAGAUCCCUGUCAUCCUGCCUGCCUCCAGCAUGGAAGAGGCCACCAGCUGUGCAGGGUUCAAUCUUAUCCACCUGGUGGCCACAGGCGUCUCCUGCUUCCUCGGCUCCGGACUCCUGACCUUGGCAGUGUACCUGUCUUGCCAUCACUGCCAGCGCCAGUCCCAGGAGUCCACCGUUGUCCAUCCUGCCACCCCCAACCACCUGCACUAUAAGGGCGGAGGCACCCCCAAGAAUGAGAAGUACACACCCAUGGAGUUCAAGACCCUGAAUAAGAAUAACCUGAUUCCUGAUGACAGAGCCAACUUCUACCCACUGCAGCAGACCAAUGUAUACACGACUACCUACUACCCCAGCCCGCUGAACAAGCCCAGCUUUCGGUCCGAGGCCUCACCUGGACAGCGGUGCUUUCCCAACAGCUGAUCCCGCCGUCCUGGGACUUGGGCUCCUUGCCUUUCCAGGGCACAGAGCAGUGGAGAUCGGACAGUGGAGUCACUUUGGUUUUCUCCCUCUGUACUGGGCCAAAAGCUUGUUGCCUGGCCUGUGGAGAUCCCAUCAGCGUCAGAGAGCUCUGGCUGUUGGUGACCAUGGGGGAGAGGACUGACUUCAGGCUGGCCUAUGGCUGUGGACCCAGCUCAGCCCAGGUCUCUCAUGGCCUCGUUGUGACCCACCAUCAGGCUCACCCUCCCCUGCCACAUCUGAGCUGUGGACUUUCUGGGCCUGUGAAGAAUUGGAGAAUAGAGUUGACAGGAGGGCAGCCUCUUCGAUUGAGGUUGGAAAUGACUUCCAGGGGCAUCAUCAGCCAAAUCCCCCCCCUUCUCUGGCUGACCCCAAGAAAGGCCUGAGAUGGAUCCAGCUGGUC
This is a messenger RNA of Dipodomys ordii (Ord's kangaroo rat), 3763 nucleotides long. RefSeq names its product sema domain, seven thrombospondin repeats (type 1 and type 1-like), transmembrane domain (TM) and short cytoplasmic domain, (semaphorin) 5B (gene Sema5b). Gene Ontology annotation, biological process: semaphorin-plexin signaling pathway; positive regulation of cell migration; negative regulation of axon extension involved in axon guidance. Gene Ontology annotation, molecular function: chemorepellent activity; semaphorin receptor binding. NCBI's taxonomy places the organism in Eukaryota, Metazoa, Chordata, Mammalia, Rodentia, Heteromyidae. The transcript is spliced from 21 exons. Bases 46 to 3324 code for a protein of 1092 amino acids. The record is from RefSeq and is a predicted model, not a curated record.